Molecule: messenger RNA, 1314 nt
Organism: Cordyceps fumosorosea ARSEF 2679
Lineage: Eukaryota; Fungi; Ascomycota; Sordariomycetes; Hypocreales; Cordycipitaceae
Product: Monooxygenase, FAD-binding protein
Exons: 4
Coding region: 1-1314 (437 amino acids)
Molecular function (GO): FAD binding
Source: RefSeq, a predicted model, not a curated record
AUGAGUUGGCUCAAGAUUCCCUUGGCAUCGUCGUUGUUUCGCGGCCGAGCUGCGCGCGAAGCCGAAGCAGUCAACACCGCCGCCGCCGCCGCCGCAAUGCCGAGCGCGGCCGAACCCGUUGUUUUAAUCGUCGGAGCGGGACUUACGGGGCUCCUUGCAGCACAGGGCUUGAAGCAGAACGGCUUCAGGGCCAUCGUGGUCGAGAAGGAGGAGGGCAUCGAUGCGCGGCCGCGGGAGUGGACGAUGCUGGUGCACUGGGCCAUGCCCAUCCUGCGGCGCUUGGUCCCCGAGGAGGUGCUCCGGGACCUGGACGGUGCGUUGUGCAAUUCGCAUCUGGAGUUUGACGCCGAGGUCGAGACGCUCCCGUGCUAUAACGGGGUCACGGGGGAUCUCCUCUUCAGCAGCCCGACACCCGGGGCGCGACGGGUGAGCCGGAGACGCCUGCGCGCGCUUCUCGCCCGGGGAAUCGAUGUCCGAUGGGGAAUGUGCUUGAAGAACAUUGCCCAGACAGACAAGGGCGUCAAGGCAGAGUUCGAGGACGGGACGGCAGUUGACGCUGACUAUCUCCUCGGGACCGACGGGACGUCGUCAAAGGUCAGGGAAGUUCUGCUGGGAGCGGACAAAGCGCGGGCCCAAGGGUCUGGAUUCCUAUUUGCGACGGGCAUCAACCGGUAUGACGAGGCGUACAAGACGGAUGCCAUUGUGCGAAAGCAUCCGGUAGCGGCUCUGAUGAUGGGCACCGGCUCCGUGGGGGGCAUCGGCGUUGUCUCUGCCGAGGACGCCUCGGACAAGUCGACAUGGACAACGUUUUGGGUCAAGAUAUGGCGCGGCGAGGCGGUUGAACUGGGAGGACAGGAAGCGCUCGACUACAUCAGCAAGCACACGGCGCCUCUGCGAGAUGAGUUCCAGAUGGCGAUAGACUGGACCGAGGACGAUGCGUAUGUCGGCGUAAACGAGAUGAAGUACUGGGUUCCGGUCGGGUGGGACAACCAUGAUGGGCGGGUGACGCUGGCGGGAGACGCGGCGCAUCCGAUGCUGAUUUACCGCGGACAAGGCUUCCAACACUCCAUCACGGAUGUGGAGAAUUACAUCAAUGCGCUGGUGCAGCUGCAUGUUGCUCCCGGGGAUGGGGGGAAGGGCAAGGGGAAGGUGACGGGGGAGGCAGGGCGGGCAGAGGUGAUGGGGGCAUACGAUGAUGAGGUGGUGAAGCGAGGGGCCGAAGCGGUGCAGCAGUCACUGUGCGAGGCGGAAAAGUCACUGGAUAUCGGUACGGUGAAGCAGAUGUUGAUGGCGACCAAGGGGCAUGGGAGGUAG